CUCCCCAUUCUCCUCCCUCCGCGAAAGGGUGUGCGUUUUGAAGGUUGUAUUUAUCUCGCUAACAUCACAUUACAAGGAGUACACUUGCGGAGGGAUAACAUUCGAAGCCACUGUUGGAGCUAGAAAAAGGUGUGAUGGCUGGAGCCACAGCUCCUCAUACUGACUGAGUUCAAGUAAGGUCUUGUCGGGACAGGGUACGGCGCAUACACGGAUGCGAAAGCAUGGAAUGCAGUUCAAAUAUCUAUGAUCCCCCCACACAAUUGCAACGUGACAGUUCUAAACGUUUCAUUCAAGGUCAACAUUGGACUUCGGUCAGCUGUAACCGCGGACAUUAUCGAUAUUUAUCUUCUGGUGGAACAGAAAUUGUAUGAGCAGCAUCUUUUUUUACCGGUCGGCGGUGAGCAAUGACAUCUUUCGCGGAAGAGAUUUAACCUACGCGGUCAGUAUCUGAAGCAAGAUUUUUGACCAAGUUUUCAAUUCAAAGUUGUGAUAUUUAGGAGAGGGUGUGUAACUUGCUAACUAACACAGCGCCGUAGCCGUGUCUUGAGCUCUCGGUUGCCUGGACGGAUAGCUAGCUCAGGCACCUUCGACGGUUCCUGUUUUCGCGAACGUUGUUAGCCAGCUUGCUACAGAACCUGGAACUGCCGCAUCCAUCUCGAAUAUCUCACUAAAGUUGCCUAGCUAGCCAGCCAGUUGUCGAACAUGGAUAUGUUGUCGGUCCUUUGGAAAACCAGUUGCUAAUGCGGAAAGUGUGUUCAUUACACGCUAACUACACGAUUUCCAGCUCACUUCCCCCCCUAAAUUAUUUUAAGUUAUUAAAACGAAUUGCAACAUGUCUGUUCGCGUAGCUUUACACUCACCCACUGGCUCCAGAAGUUUUCUGGAGCGGGGACUCCUACUGCUGGUGAUGUUGAUCUUUCUGGAGGGCACCGUACUGACGCUUGGAGCUGCCAGCUCACCGGACAUCAGCGCUCAGGACAACACUGGAGGAGGACACGACCGCCGCGACGACCACCGAGGGAUAGCAGGCAGCCACGAACAGACUAACUACACGUACACAAAAAAGGCCUUCCCCGUCCUGUCUCUAGAUUACCAUCACAUACAGGUGCCUUUCGAGAUCUCGUUGUGGGUGUUGCUGGCCUCAUUAAUGAAAUUGGGGUUCCACCUGAUCCCCCGGCUGUCCGGCAUCGUGCCCGAGUCCUGUCUGCUCAUUGUGGUGGGCCUCCUGGUCGGCGGCCUCAUCAAGCUGGCGGGCGAGGAAGUACCCCCCGUGCUGGACUCCAACCUCUUCUUCCUGUGCCUCCUCCCCCCGAUCAUCCUGGAUGCGGGCUACUUCCUGCCCAUCCGGCCCUUCAUGGAGAACAUCGGCACCAUCCUGAUGUUCGCCGUGGUCGGCACCCUGUGGAACGCCUUCUUUGUAGGGGGUCUCCUCUACGCCGUGUGCCAGAUCGAGGGCACAUACCUGAGCCAGGUGGAGCUGCUGCCCUGUCUGCUGUUUGGGAGCAUCAUCUCGGCCGUGGACCCGGUGGCCGUGCUGGCUGUGUUUGAGGAGAUCCACAUCAACGAGCUGCUGCACAUUCUGGUGUUCGGAGAGUCGCUGCUCAAUGAUGCCGUCACUGUGGUCUUAUACCACCUGUUUGAGGAGUACUCUGGCGCAGGUGAGGUAACUCCGAUGGACGUGGUUCUUGGGGUCAUCUGCUUCCUGAUUGUGUCGCUGGGCGGCAUCGCCGUGGGCGCCAUCUACGGUAUCCUGGCGGCCUUUACCUCCCGGUUCACCUCGCACACCCGCGUCAUCGAGCCCCUCUUCGUGUUCGUUUACAGCUACAUGGCCUACCUCUCGGCCGAGAUGUUCCACCUGUCUGGAAUUAUGGCGCUGAUUGCAUGCGGCGCUGUGAUGCGACCCUACGUGGAGGCCAACAUAUCCCACAAGUCCCACACCACAGUCAAGUACUUCCUGAAGAUGUGGAGCAGCGUGAGCGAGACCCUCAUCUUCAUCUUCCUGGGCGUGGCCACGGUGGCCGGACCGCACGCCUGGAACUGGACCUUUGUCUCCGUCACCGUCAUCCUUUGUCUGGUGUCACGUGUCAUUGGCGUGGUGGGCCUUACCUUUAUCAUCAACAAGUUCCGCAUCGUCAAGCUGACCACCAAGGACCAGUUCAUUGUGGCCUACGGUGGCCUGCGAGGGGCCAUCGCCUUCUCCCUGGGCUACCUGCUAAACAAGGACCACUUCCCCAUGAGGACCAUGUUCCUCACCGCCAUCAUCACCGAAAUCUUCUUCACCGUGUUUGUACAGGGCAUGACUAUCAAACCCCUGGUGGACCUGUUGGCCGUGAAGAAGAAGCAGGAGGCCAAGCGCUCCAUCAAUGAGGAGAUCCACACCCAGUUCCUGGACCAUCUGCUGACUGGCAUUGAAGACAUCUGUGGACACUACGGCCAUCAUCACUGGAAAGACAAGCUAAACCGCUUCAACAAGAAGUACAUAAAGAAGUGCCUGAUAGCGGGCGAGCGCUACAAGGAGCCGCAGCUCAUCGCCUUCUACCACAAGAUGGAGUUCAAGCAGGCCAUCGAGCUAGUGGAGAGCGGCGGGGGCGUCAAGCUGCCCUCCGCCAUGCCCUCGCAGGUCUCCAUGCAGAACAUCCAGCCCAAGAAGCUGCCGCCCGCUGUAGCAGAGCGGGCCCUGCCUCAGUUCACCAAGGGCCGUGAGGAGGAGAUCCGAAAGAUCCUCAGGAGUAACCUGCAGAAGACCCGCCAGAGGCUGCGCUCCUACAACCGACACACUCUCGUGGCUGAUCCUUUCGAGGAUGGAUGGAACGACUUCCUCCUGAAGAAGCAGAGGAUGAUCGAGCUAGAGAAGAAGAUGACAGAGAUGAGUAACUACCUCACGGUCCCUGCCGCACCUCCCGACUCCCCCACCAUGUGCAGAGCCAGACUGGCCUCGGACCCCAACGCCUUCUACAACAUCAAGGCGUCUUCAGAAGGCGUCCCCACCAUCCAGGUGGACCUCGCCUCCCCCCAGUCCCCGGACUCUGUCAACAUGCUGAACGAGUUCUCCAAGCGGGGUGCCAAGGACCAGGGCCUGGGUCAGAGGGAGGUUGCCACCCGGGAUGAGGACCAAGGCCUGAUGAUGAAGCCGUCCUCAGCCGGGAAAGAGGAGAAGGGAGAGGAAGAGGGGGGAAACAAGAACCCAGGGCUGAUGAGGUGUCUGAGUGACCCGGGCCCUAGUAAUGAGGACGAGGAGGAUGAACCAUUCCUUCCCUAAAAAAACAACUAGCUCCACCCAUUGUGAGGAAUAGGGAGGGGCCUGGUUGCAGCAGCUCCUCCCCCUGAGCGGGGCACUACAGGGGAAAGGUCCGCCUCCUUUCACUCCACCAACACCUCAUUUGAGUUUGCUAUCCCAUUGGUUGAGGAACCAAAAAGCCAAAACUGUUAAGGACUUAGGACAUAACUUGUUUUAUGAACCAAAAGAGAAAAGGAGACUAAAUAGCCAUCUUUUUUCAAUAGUUGUCAUUGCUCUUUUUUCAUUUUUUAAGUGAUAGGAAGGCAAUCGCCGCCUUGGGUGAUCUUGGGUUUGGUGGGAAUUAGCCCGAAUGACGGGGGAACAUAAUUAUGCGUUACCAAAGUUUUGGACUGGUGACAAAGUUUCACAUUUGUUUUCAUAACGUUUACGAUUGUUCUUCUACUUUCAAGAAAAGUUAGCCUUAUUUUUUUUUUGUCAAACACAGAAACUCCUUUUCACUUGGUGCAUUUGAUCACACAAUUAACUGCUUGUUUUGAAUGUCAGGGUUAAUAUGAGACUGUUGUUUAUGUGGUUGUCUUUUGUCAUCGUUUGUCAUUCAGUUGGUCAGAGUUCUACUCGGCGUACUCCUUGCUGUACACUGGAUGUACUUCACGCUGGAUGUAAUGUUUUCACUGUGCUAAUCUCGACGGACCUCUCUCUUCACCACCUCGCCUAUGGAGACCCUAAGGCAAGCGCAGGCUUGGAAAUGUUGAGAUGCAAACCUGGCAUCGCCGCUUCAAGCGUCGCCUCUAUUUUAAUCGAACGUACGAAAUCGGCAGCAUCACCAAGACGUGUAUGCUGUGCAGUAUAAGCUCAUUUACAUAAAAGAAGGAUUGUGAUGCAACACCAAGAGAUUUGUUGAUCUUGAAUGGACUUAACUCCCCUAUAUAUAAGCCAAUCCCUAAAAUCACACCAAAUACUGUUAUCCUCCUGACACCCAGACAAAAAAGGUUUUGUAAUGUCUUAAUUUUGUUUUGAGUUCAAAUCAUUUACUAAGACAAAUUUGUACGUGCGCUGUAGUGGACAUAAAGAAACAGUUGAUAGUAAAUAUGAAAAAUGUAUAUUACAGUAAAUGGGUACAGUAGGUAAACAUAUUUGUCACAUCAUGUGGUCCUCUACAGAGGACAUUUUAUAAACAAGCUCUUAUUUAAAUGUGGGGAAAAUGAUUACACUGCUCUGAAAACCAAAUUAUUUCUAAGAUAUUUACUCGAAGCAAUUUGAAUAUCAAACUCACAAAUUAUAAUUACACACACUUAUCUUCUUACCACAACAUAUGCUAAUUGUGUUGGCAGCCAUUUUGAAACCCCAGGAAGAGAAAGUUAUCCACUCAUGUGAUAUCAUUGAAAAACCCAGAAUGUCCUCUCAGGUACAACAGGACUUAAUACAAUGGCAUGUUAAAGAGUGUGUACAAAAAUGAAUUGGUGGGUCUCAGGAGGAUAUGUUCCCUUUAAGAAAAUGCUCUAGUAUGGGCCAUUUCAGAACCAUUUUGUGGUGUUUUCUCCGUAUUCUCUUGCCGGUAGUCACAUCUUACAAUUCAUCUUACGGGUUUGAUCUAUUCUUUACUCUCUUGCACCUUAUUUACAUCAGCUGUUUUGACAUUUUUAAAAGACCCUGUUGCCAGUUUAACGUUCCCCAUUGGUUCUUAGCCCUCCCCUUUUGAAAAUGUAGUGUUCAAUAGACAUUUGGGGUUUUAGGCGUCGCUGUAAAGGAGGGGACUAUGGAUCUUUAUCGUCCAACCACCUCAAUGGCCAAUAAUAUAUAAUUCAUUUAACCUUCAUUUAUCCAGGCGAGUCUAUUAAAAACAAAUUCUUACACUCGGACUACACCGGCUGUGCAUGCGUCCACCAUCGCGCGUAUGUUAAGUUUUUGUCGAUCCACACCAGACGUGACCAUGACACGCAGGUUAAAAUAUCAAAACUAACUAUGUUCAUUUGGGGCAAGUCGAAACACGAAACAUUCACGGACAUUUAGCCAGCUAGCUCUUGCUAGGUAAUUUGUCCUAGGAGAUGGACAUUUAGCCAGCUAGCUCUUGCUAGGUAGUUUGUCCUAGGAGAUGGACAUUUAGCCAGCUAGCUCUUGCUAGGUAGUUUGUCCUAGGAGAUGGACAUCGGGUUGUUAUUUUACCUGACAUGCAUAUGGUCCUAUUAUUAGCUGGUUCUUUGUAGAACUUUUGACCCGGAGUGUUUCUCUACUCCGACGUCUAAUCCAUAGAUGAGAAAGGGAAACCUAGUUAGUUUUUAGUUCGUUAUCUUUAGUGAAUCUCUCCUCGUUUUGUCUCUCAAGCUUUCGCGUGGGUUUGUGUCUUCCUGAUAUCCAAUGAGGAGGGGAAUUGCAGCGCGACUCUAAUAGAACAAAGUUGUAUUUUAGCUCUUGGCUACGCAGACCCUUCGUCACACCAGCGAGCACCACAUGGCCGGUGAAUGAUGGCCUGGAGAUACAGGCUUGAGGACAUGGGCAAAACUAGCUAUUCAAUGCAGUAUAUUGGUGUAAAAUGUGCAUAGCGAUUAUUUUGAUUAUAACCAUUUUUAAUUGAACGACGCCCUUUAAAGCAAAUGCCAUGCUGUAAUGUCGACGCAAACGAAGAGGUCAUCGCUCCUCUGCUAACAUUGAGGUCUAUAACCAUCACGGGCAGUGCGCUAGCUAGUUGUAAGCAAAUUCACACCCGAACGCAAGAGCCAACACCUAUUCUGCUCGCACGACAGCAUAAAGCUAAUCUAGGAUUUGCGUAAGACUAUGAAAACCUUGACGUGUACAGUAUAUGGUUGUAUAGGUAUUAUGUAUACAGUACAUUACUUCUCUUUUCUACACAAAGCCAUAAGAUCAAAAGGAACAAUUGAAUAAUUGAUUUGAUUUUGAUUUCAAAAGACUGCUAGCUGUAUUGUCAAUGUGAUUACUGUCGCUCAUCAAUCUGAACAUCAAGGGGAAAUUCAACCACUUUUAGGUGCAAAGUACAUUGCACCUAACAUUGAUUCAAUAGCAUAGCAACCCCUCAACCCACCUACUGUACAACCAUCUUAGAUUUGUAGCGUGAGUGACAACUUUAGCGGGAGUCUGUAACUGUCUCAACUAGAGAAGCCUAAGAUGUCCAAGACCGUGGCCUAGUUUGCUGGUUGUCACCUUCCUCUCUGACCUCCGUGUAUUGUCACUUUACGCCCAUAAAGAGAGCGAGCGAGAGAGUCUUGUUACAGCUGAGGAGAGGAGGGAGGAGAGAGGGGUGUCUCCUUACAGCUUAGGGGAGGAGAGGGAGGGAGAGGUGCAUGGUGGUUACUGAGGUUACGGUAGAGAGGCGAACAUGAGGACGGGGUGACAACGUAAUGGCGUGCUUCUAAGAAACUGUGGCCACUCGUGCACAUAAAGUACUACAUUGUGUGUGUGUGUGUGCGUGGUGUUCUCCUUUCAUGUCCCCAUUCCCUCACAUGGGCAUUGCAGUGGCGGAUACUUGUAGGUUGAGUCCAGGAAGGUAAAAUAGAUCUUCACUGAAACCAAAUUUAAUGAAUGAUAUGUUGAAAUGUCAGAGCUUGUUGUCAAGGACAGGCUGCUUCGGCUGUGAGAGUUAGACGAGGACAAGGUGUUAUUGAUCAGAGAGGGGUUUAAAAUGAAGCUUUACGUAAGGCUUGACAUUUGAUACUUCCCUGGCAGAUUUUUCUCUCCAUUGUAUUGUUAUUUAAACGACCAGAAAUGUAGUGUAGUAUGAACAUGACAUUUACAAGGGUUCCGAAACAGGUUCUGUAAGUGCAGCCAUAGAAAGUCAACGUUAGCUUGGCAACUAGCCUUUUUUUUGAAUUAGCCUUCGUGCUAGUGGAAGAGCAGUUUACCUCAACGCUUUCCCAUCGCACUGUUAUUUGGCCACCACUUAAAGACCGUCAAUGGUUUCCUGCUGGAAAGGAGGAACUACUGUUAUCAUGAGUGUUCUGAAGACCGAUCUUUACAUUUAUACUGAACAAAAAUAUAAAUGCAACAUGCAACAAUUUCUAAGAUUUUACUGAGUUUCAGUUCAUAUAAGGAAAUCAGUCAAUUGAAAGCAAUUCAUUAGGCUCUAAUCUAUGGAUUUCACAUGACUGGGAAUACAGAUAACUUUAAAAAAUGGGCCUCAGGAAUUUGUAUUUUUUUUGAGCAUUCAAAAUGCCAUUGAUAAAAUGCAAUUGUGUUCGUUGUCCGUAGCUUAUGCCUGCCCAUAUCAGAACCCCACCAACACCAUGGGACAUUCUCUUCACAACAUUGUCGUCAGCAAACCACUACAUAUGAUGUGUGGUUGUGAGGCUGGUUGGACGUACUGACAAAUUCUCUAAAACGACAUUGGAGGUGGGUUAUGGUAGAGAAAUUAACAUUCAAUUCUCUGGCAAAAGCUCUGGUGGACAUUCCUGCAGUCAGCAUGACAAUUGCACACUCCCUCAACUUGAGACAUCUGUGGCAUUGUUGUGUGACAAAACUGCACAUUUUAGAGUGGCCUUUUAUUGUCCCCUGCACAAGGUGCACUUGUAAUGAGCAUGCUGUUUAAUCAGCAUCUUGAUAUGCCAUACCUAUCAGGUGGAUGGAUUAUCUUGGCAAAGGAGAAAUGCUCACUAACAGGGAUGUAAACAGAUUUGUACACAAUCUUUGGCGAAAUAACCUUUUUGUGUGUAUAUAACAUUUCUGGGAUCUUUUAUUUCAGCUCAUAAGACAUUGGACCAACACUUUACAUGUUGCGUUUAUAUUUUUGUUCAGUGUAGUUGCCCGGUGCAUGUAGGCUAUCUUAAAAUCAAAGUCAGGGUGUUUCUCACCCAACCAUAUUGUGCACCAAUGGUUUAAACACAGGCAUCGUUAUGUUUUCGUUCCUUGCAGACAACUAAAUCUCAAGCCAUACAACCUGUCUAGGGACUUUAAUAUUAAUUGGUGUAUGACAAUGCUAUGUCUGUCACGUUGCAGCAGCCUUUGUUCAAUAUUUCCUGUAAGGAAGGAAGGUGAACAUUUAUAAGUGGCUUCAAUGUCUUGCUUCACUGAUUUCCUUAAUUGUUCAAAUGCAAAUUCAUUUUUGUUUCCUUUCUCAGCUCCACGCUGAAUAAUUUUUCACAUUUAAUGGAUUGUUGAAGCUAUGUCUGUAUAAAUUCUCUGGCCUCGUUUGGAAGUGGGUUCAUGGAAUCGCAAGGAGGAGCGUUACCCAGGACUAAGUUUGGCCAUGCUUGUGGUUCUGUCUGCGUUUAUUUGCAUUUGUAUAAUUGCUGCUACAUGUGUUUUUUUCCAUUCGGUUCACAUGCUUUAUUUGGGAUCCUUUGGUUUGUAUUUCUUCAUGUGUUCUAUGAUGUGUUAAUGUGCUUCUUUUGGGUUAAUUUGCUUUAUAUUGCUUCUAGUACUUUAUAUUCGGUUCACAUGCUUUACUUGGUUUCAUACACUUUUUUUUUUUACAUUGGCUCCAUGUGCUUUAUAUUGCUUCAUGUGCUUGACAUGGGUCUAUGUGCUUUUUAAAGUCACUCCAUCUUAUGGUUGGCUACCUUACUGGAACCGAACCAGACUGACAUUAAGAGACCAAACGCUUCUUUCAUCUGAACUAGUGUCGUUACAAAAUGAUCGUUCUCCUUGCAUUGAUAGGUUGGAGCACUUAGAUCAUGGGUAUAAAAACAACCUCGAUAGGACUAUGAUGGUUGACGAUCUGUCAGAAGGUCAUGUUUAUUAUGGCCUGACCAGUUACUGGCUGUACUGUAAAAGAGCUUGUUUUCUUUUCUCCUGCUGAGAAUGGACAGGUGGUUGGACUUGAAUAAUUAUUCCACAGUCAUCAUUUGCAUAUGUCCAAAGGAAUUUGAUUGUCAAAAAAAAAAAAUAUUUCUCAGUGAUCUCACUCCUGACGUGCACAUGUAGAUAUAACAUCUUAAUUAAACAUACUGCAGCCUGGAACAUUAUAAGCGAUCAACAAAGCAGAGCAAUGUAUGUAGACUUCCUUUCCUUACCUCUGAGUCUGUAACAAUUUGCCACACCAUAUUGAUAAAAGCACUUUAACCGAUACCUUUAACUCAAAUCAGUCACGUUAAAGCAAGGAGCAAUAAGAAGGGGUAUUUUGUUCACACAGGCUUUGCAUGGCUAGUGUAACACGGGAUGUAUGUGUGGCAUUAAUAGUUUACGGUAAGGUCAGGUACGAAUUUGGAUCCGUCUAUGCCACACGCAAGACAGAGAUGCAGUCUAACUUUGACUUAAAUCAGACUAGGAUGAAUGCUUUUCUUCGUGAAUUCCCUUGCUCUACUACAGAUGGCGUCCACAGCAUGGCGAUUGUAUUUCCCACCAGCCACUCAUCUUUUUUUUGUGUUUUUUUUCUUUCUUCUCGUAGAUCUGUUUUAAUGUCGGCUAAUUGAUCUCCAGUGAUUUGCAAUGUGUACUUCGCAAUAAUACAAAUAUUUUAUUUUCUAUACAAGUGAAUUCAAUUCUAUAAGUCAAUAUGUUAUAUAAAUAUAUAAUGUUACUGUAAAAUAUCAAACUGUAUGGAAAAAUGACACUAGUGACAACUGCACUGUAUUGUUGGUUAGCCUAGCUUAAGCAUUCCAAACCUUGGAUUACGAAAACAAACUAAUGCAGUAAUGUUGAAAUGAAACGAUAUACCAAAUUAAAGUUGUAAUUUAUCAAAAUA
Messenger RNA from Oncorhynchus mykiss (rainbow trout), 9869 nucleotides. RefSeq names its product solute carrier family 9 member A1a (gene slc9a1a). The record is from RefSeq and is a predicted model, not a curated record. Gene Ontology annotation, biological process: regulation of intracellular pH; sodium ion import across plasma membrane; proton transmembrane transport. Lineage: Eukaryota; Metazoa; Chordata; Actinopteri; Salmoniformes; Salmonidae. Gene Ontology annotation, molecular function: sodium:proton antiporter activity; potassium:proton antiporter activity. Gene Ontology annotation, cellular component: plasma membrane.